GUUUAAGCAAGCGAGAAACGCAGCUGACGCCCAGUCAGAAAUACCUAGCUAUCAGCCGUAUGCCCAGCUUAUUGGAGUACCUGAGCUACAACUGUAACUUCAUGGGCAUCCUGGCGGGGCCCACGUGCUCCUACAACGACUAUAUAGCCUUCAUCGAAGGGAGGGCCUAUCAGCCGCGGCACCAGGAGAACGCCAACGGCAAGGAGAACGGAAAGUUCAGGCUGAGCGAACCCUCGCCGAAGAAUGCUGUCAUCUCCAAGCUGUGCACCUGUGCUCUCUGUCUGGUCAUCUAUCUGUCCCUGUACAAGCUGUUCCCAGUGGACUACUCCAUAAAUGAUGACUUUGUCAGAUCUGCGCCGUUUUAUGUCCAGAUCAUCUACCUUUACCUGGCUAUGCUGGCUCUGAGGCCAAAGUACUACUUUGUCUGGACACUUGCUGAUGCCAUCAACAACGCUGCAGGAUUUGGCUUCAAUGGCUACAACGCAGACGGCUCUCCACGGUGGGACCUGAUAUCAAAUCUCAGAAUUCUGGACAUUGAGCUCGCCACUAGUUUCAAGCUGUUUCUAGACAACUGGAAUAUUCAAACAAGUCACUGGCUUAAAAGGGUGUGCUACGAGCGAUGCCCCAUCAACCCCACAGGAGCAACCUUCCUGCUGUCAGCCUUGUGGCACGGCGUGUACCCCGGCUACUACAUGACCUUCGUCACCGGCAUCGGCAUGACCAUGGCUGCCCGUGCAGUAAGGCACAACAUCAGGCCACACUUUUUGGCCUCCGAGUCGUACAAGUCCAUGUACGAUGUCAUCACGUGGGUGUCCACACAGGUUGCCAUCUGUUACACCGUGGUGCCGUUCGUCCUACUCGCUGUAGAACCCUCGCUCAAAUUCUACAGCUCCUGGUACUUUUCCUUACACCUCCUGUGUCUGCUCAUCGUGCUGGUCCUACCCGUCAAAUCGAGGCGCCGGCAGCCCGAAGAGCAGCAGAGCGGCCUGCAGGAGUUCACGCGGGGCAACCAGACGGACCACAACAACAGCACAGACAGCAACUGCAACCAGAAAGACAAGACCACGUGAGACCUGGGACAGCGACACACAGUCCUGUUGACAACAGGGACAAGAACGUUGACGGAAAGUGUGUCACGUUUGUUUACCUGACAAAGAACCAAAAAGAAAAAAAAAACAGAAAAAACAUUCGAGCAGAAAACACAAACCCUGUCCAAACUUCUAGUAGCAACGAUGACAGCAGACAUAAAGACACAAAGAUAAAUCGAACGGGAUAAUGGAUGCUUUAAAUAACUUUAGUCGGGGGGAAAACAAGAAUUUCCAAGCUGCCUUAAACUCUCAAUGUGCUCUGCAGGUGGGAAUAAAGAAAAUAAAAAUGGCAGACUUUGAGAACCUAAAUGCAGUUCCAUCGGUGAGGUAUUAUUUUUAUCUGAGCUGUAUGUGGAGGGUUUUUGUCAUUGUCUGGAUACAAGCCUCUGUUUGGUGAGAUGUGUACGUAUAAAAGAAACACAAUCUUUAUCAUCAGCUGCCAACUUCAGACGGGCCUUAGGAACUUUAAACUCUUUUGUUUCUGUAUCUUUAAAAUCUUUGUGAGGAAUUCUCACAUUAUGUGCGUUUGAGUUUAUUUGAGAACACUAUUUGAAACGGGAUUUGGAAACAGUCUCCAUCCAUGGAAAGUUUAAGAGAAAGUUAAAGUCCAUAAACGUUUUUUUUUAUAAAUAUAUAUAUAUAUAUAUAUAUUUCAUGUUAUUGAUCUGUUUGGAUAACUCCUCAGAUAAACAAGGGUUCAAAGGGAGUUUAGCGACCCCUCCUGUGAUUUAAAGACAAUUUUUAAGGUUUGGAAGAAGAGAAGCAAUUUGUUUGUACAAAUUUAACGGCUUAAACCAUUUGUUUAUGGUAAAUUGAAUUAUUUUAUUUAAUGUGCAGGUAAGGGUGGUCAUUUGGAAGCUGUUUAUUUGAUUGCUUUGUCAAUGCCUUGUUGUCUUUUUUAUUUUUUGGGGUGGGAACAUGAAGUGAAAAUUAAGCAAAGUUAAAGCUUUCUCAUUGUUCAUCAUAAAAGGAAAAGUUUAUGUGUCUGCUUAAGACGAUAUCUAGAGAUUUUAGGUUUCUUUUGUUAAAAAUGUGCUUUAAUAUUUGUUUAURCUUACAGGAAAAACAGUCAUUUAAAGCAGAAGUGAGCUAAUUUUAAGAGUGGACCUCAUUAGGACUUUCUAACAUUUACAUCUUCCUGCCAUAACUCGUGUGUGUAUGUGUGUGUUUACCAUUUCUUGUGAUCUGUACAUGCCGAUUGCGGUUUUAAGAAAUCUAUAUUUGUUGCCCAAGUUAUGCAUCAAUGAGGGAGGACCACCGGAAAGGUGGGCGGGGUUUAUGUCAUACUACAAACAUGGCAACUACUGCACUGCAUGGCCACCCAAACCAGCAGAUCAAUGCAAACCGCUCCAUAAGUCCAAAGUGCCAAACUACAAAUGUCUCAUUUUGUUUUUUUUGAGUGUAUGUAAGCGUGUGUGUGUUUGGUGCGUGUGACUGUGUAACAUAAUGGGUAUUUUUUUCUGUGUUGGAAAGAAAUUUAUUGAAAGAAUAUUUGUAUAACAGUACAUUUAAAAAAAAGAAUUUAUGUGGAAAAAUAAAGAGAAACUAUUUUUAACACUAA
Molecule: messenger RNA, 2649 nt
Organism: Austrofundulus limnaeus
Lineage: Eukaryota; Metazoa; Chordata; Actinopteri; Cyprinodontiformes; Rivulidae
Product: membrane-bound O-acyltransferase domain-containing protein 2
Biological process (GO): lipid modification
Cellular component (GO): membrane
Molecular function (GO): acyltransferase activity
Source: RefSeq, a predicted model, not a curated record